Messenger RNA from Haliotis rubra (blacklip abalone), 1465 nucleotides. Its product is annotated as neogenin-like. NCBI's taxonomy places the organism in Eukaryota, Metazoa, Mollusca, Gastropoda, Lepetellida, Haliotidae. The record is from RefSeq and is a predicted model, not a curated record. Gene Ontology annotation, molecular function: protein binding. The coding region runs from base 27 to 608 and encodes 193 amino acids. The transcript is spliced from 4 exons. Gene Ontology annotation, biological process: cell-cell adhesion.
CUGUUCAUGACCCGUUCGUUGUGAUCAUGGACCUCGAGGCCAACACGGAGUAUGAGAUGUCAGUCAUGUCGGUUCAGUAUGGCGAGCACAGUCCAUGGAGCAUGACACUUGCAGUCAAGACUAAAGAAGCAGCACCUGGGGGUCCACCGGAGGACGUUACCGUGACAGCAGUCUCAGGCAGCAACUAUGGCACUGCCAUCGUCACCUGGCAGCCACCAGCCAAGACUAAUGGUUUAAUUACAGGGUACCUGGUGUACUACACAGCGACAGAGGAUGCAGAGACGCAAGACUGGGUGAUGGAGGGGGUUGGGGGGGAUCGUCUGUCCGUCGUCAUCAAGGACCUGACCCCGGACACACGAUACUACAUCAAGGUGCAGGCACGAAACAGGAAGGGAUUUGGUCAGAUGUCAAAGGUCGUCAAGUACACUGUCUCUGAAACAGGAUGCACAGAACCAGGAUGUUCCCGUCCCACAAACCCUUGCAGGAAUAGUCCUUGUCCUCGGGGUACCACCUGUGUCACCAUGGAGACUGAUGAUGCCAGGUAUAUUUGUGUGUGCAGCGAUGGGAAGAUGCGCACAGACUGCACUAUGGAAGAUGGCCUGUUGUAGUAACCACCAGUCUAAUACAGGUCAGACUGUAUAGAUAAUGUGUUCAAAUUUGUGAAGCUGAAGGUUUUAUGUUGGCAUUUCAAGUAAAUGUUCUUGCAUGAAAUCGCAAGUAUCAGGGGACAUAACUCUAGUGAACUUAAACUCUACUAUUAGUUUGCUUGGUCAAUAAUAUUUGUUAUGUUUUUCAGAUAUCUUGAUGAACAAAUAUUUCAAAUUGAGGUUGUGUAAACAUUCCUACUAAGUCUUAGCCUGUCUGAAUAAUGAAAUGUUGGUAAUGUUCAAACAUGCCAGCACAAAGCUCUCAAUGAAUUGUAUAUUAAAUAUAUCAGUUUGUAAAAAAUGUUAGAUGUGACCAUUUAUAGAAUAAAUAUGCACAGAAUAUUUCUUAAAUGGCAACCAAACAAGUAAAACAUCUCUGUUGCGAAAGAAUAUUGUUAUUCAAAUCACUUUACCAAAAGAAAUUUUGUGCAGACUGAAAUAUUUUUUUCACAAUUUUUAAAAUAUUUUUUUAUAUGCCAUAACACAAAAUUGUCAUCCAUUAAGUGUUUGUGUCACAACCUUUAGUUUGUCAACACAUUGUCAACAAUUAAGGCAUGAACUCUACCUGAGAUACCCCUGCUGUUGAGAUAAUUGUCACACAUAGAUAUGUGGGUCAUAAUAAUCAUCGAUAUAUCUCUACUUAACAGGAUAUAUAGCUUUUAAAGGUGGUGACAUAGAAACUUAUUUUUAUAUUGUUUAUGUUACAUUCCAUUAUUUCAUUACCUGUACUGAUGAUAUAUGAUGAUAUACUGAUGAUAUAUGAAGAUAUAUUGAUAUAUGAUGAUAUACUGAUGAUAUUCUUAUGGUAUAUGAUGAUA